This is a messenger RNA of Saccoglossus kowalevskii, 1779 nucleotides long. RefSeq lists its product as uncharacterized. Lineage: Eukaryota; Metazoa; Hemichordata; Enteropneusta; Harrimaniidae. The record is from RefSeq and is a predicted model, not a curated record.
AUGGCUGCUACCUUUCAAUCAAUGAACGAUCUAGCAGACAUAAGCGAGCCCGAGGAAACAUACGCGACAAGUGACGAGGAUGCCAAUAUGAGAGAAGAGGCCACAAUAAAACAGGAAAACAAUUCUAUUGCCUCGUCUUCCGACAACAACGAUAGGCACUCUGGAGCACGGCGAGAUGACCAUGUACCGGUCACACAGAUGAUGGCUUCAAAAGAUGCUGAUCAGCUUCGUCAGUGGUUAAAGCGACCACAUGCACAGUUUUUACUCAUUUACAAAGCGUCGGUGAACGGGUUUGAUCCUUUGGUGUUCCACAGACUUUGUGAUGGUAAAGGUGAUACUGUCUCGGUGGCGUACAAUUCCUACGGGUAUGUGUUCGGUGGUUACACGCGUGUACAUUGGUCUAGUGUCAAUCAAAGUCGACCAGACAACCUGUCUUUCUUAUUUCGUAUGUACAGUGGGCACAACGUGUUCGAUCCGUUUGUCAGAAGAUCAAUGGCCAACCAGAGUCCCCAUCAAAAAUGUCAGAUAUACCACAAAGCCUCGUACGGACCGUCGUUUGGUGCCAUUGGCAGUACACUAACGUUAUUUCACGGAGCUCAUCAGAAAGGCACUAAUGGCUUUACGAAAACUAACGGAUUUUGUCAACCCGGAGCUACUGGUAACUUCGAUUAUGAAAAGUUUGAACCUCACGAUUUGUUGGGACCGAAUGACUUUAAUUUCAAAGACAUCGAAGUGUACCAGAUAACUGAUUCACCCAAUACUACCACAACAGUAAGGAAGGUGCCAGAGUAUAUGCCAGAACCAAUUCCACAAAGAACUUCACCACAUUCAACUCUCAGGCUUCUUUCUACAAAAUCACGCGUUGUGUCAUCGUCAUCUGAUAGUAGCACGCGCCAACUAAAGCACCAAAGCAAAGGCGGCUUGCUACCAGAGUCGGAAUCUUGGAGAAAAUUACAUUGGGACGAACAAACUAUGGCAAAUCUUAAAGGAGAAGUUGCUAAUCACAGACCAUUGGAAUGUUUCGGUGUUAGGCAAUAUCGUAUUUUAAUGCUCGGGCAGAUUGGUGCUGGAAAAUCAAGUUUCUUUAAUACCAUUAACUCGAUAUACCGCGGUCACGUGACGAGCCAGGCUAAUAUGGGUAGUGCGCCCCACAGCCUCACUACAAAGUUCCGUGCAUAUGAAGUACGCUCGAGUCGCGGAGGUGAUCCGCUGAACUUCAGACUAUGUGAUACAAUGGGAUUGGAAGAGUCGAUGGGAUUGGAUGUAACUGAUAUACCAUACCUUAUAGAUGGAAACAUUCCUGAUAGACAUCAGUUUAAUCCUGCAGUUCGAAUAACACCAGAUGUUUCCGGAUUUGAUAGAAACCCAACACUGGCAUCAAAGAUUCAUUGUGUUGUGUAUGUUGUGGACUGUAGUACCGUCAGUGUAAUAUCGUCAAAAAUUAUAGAAAAGUUAGCGGCAAUACGUACCCAUAUCAACCAAAGAGGUAUUCCGUUGAUAGUCUUACUAACGAAGAUCGAUACAGCAUGUCCAUACGUGAACAGAGACACGUCUAUGGUGUAUAGAAGUAAAUAUAUUUUAGAGAAAGUAGACGAACUGAGUUAUAAAUUGGGAGUUCCAAAAUCUAGCAUACUGCCGGUUAAGAAUUACGAAAGUGAACUUGAGUUGGACACAAAAAUAGAUAUUUUAGCGUUGAGUGCUAUCCGGCAGAUGUUACGAUUCUCCGACAAUUUCUUUGAUGACCAGCUGGAUGAAAUAUCAGACCACUUAGAGAACUAA